GACGGCUUGGCCAAGAAGGAUUUGGAGGAAUCGGCGGACCGCUUCGAGAAACUUGCCAUCCUCGUCUUGGAAGACCUUGCUCAGUCGGGGAAAGGGGUGGAGUACCUCUUCCAGGAGAGGACCUUUGUGUCCAAGACGACCUACCGGCGUGCUGUCGACCAGUAUUGGAUGACACCAGUUCCUUUUCACCUCCACUUCCAUCACGGCCAACUGGAUCAUGCCAAGCUCUUCAGCUGGCGGUCGUGGCUUAGCCUCCGUGCAGACUCCAAGGGGCAAGCCAAAGAGCUGAAGAUCUGCGACUUUGGUCCCUGGCAGUUCUUCUCGAUCCCGUAUGUCCAGGCGUGGACCAAUGGUAUCGCCCGCUGCCUUUUCGUCGCUCUCUAUUCUUAUGCGGUGUUCUACAGACUGUUGGCGGUGGGCAGUAUUUGCUUCAUGGAGGUGCUGCUCUUCCUAUGGGCUCUGGGCCUUGCCCUGGUUGAGCUUCGGCAAUUGGAGAACAGCGGGUUUCACUCCUACAUCCACGACUUUUGGAACAUCUUGGACGCCUUGCACAUCACGGUGCUCCUUUCAGCGUUGGUGCUUGGACUCCUCCUGGCCGACCAAAGCCGGGACAUGAACAAGCCCGAGCAAGUGCUGGAAGUGAUGCAUGCGAUGAAUCUGCUGCCUUGUUGGAUCAGGGUGUUGCAAGUGCUUCAGAACUCGGAGCAUUUCGGAACCCUUCUGAUCACCAUCUUCGGGAUGGCCAAGGAUGCCCUAAAGUUCUUCAUCUUGGUGUUCAUUUUCUGCUGUGCGUUCAGUUGCGCCAUCACUCCAAUUCUCUUCUCGCAGAUCGAGGAGAGGGAUAACCAGGGCCUCACCUGGGCGUUCUGGACGAUUGUGGGGAGUAUGGAUGAGGCGGCAUUGGCCCAGCUGAAGACUCUUCCUCCCAUCACGAGGACGACAGCCACGAUCUUGGUCUACAUACUGGCGCUCGUUUGCAAUGUGCUGCUGGUGAAUCUGCUCAUUGCUGUUAUGAACAGCACCUAUGAGAAGAACCAGUCCAUGUCUCAAACCUCCUGGGCGUUCUCGAGGAUUGAGGCCGUUCUCGAGUAUGAUGAUGAGUCGACGCUGCCUCCGCCACUCAAUCUUGUGGGCCUGCUUUGGAAGCCGGAGCACGGACGACCGAAGAGGUCCAAGACGGGUCUCCAACUGCCAGUGCACGGUGAUGUCAUCGUGACGCGAAGAGACCUGAAAGAAGCACAGCAAAGGGCUCUCCGGGCCAUCAGCUGCUCGUAUGACGAGGACAUGGGAGAGAUUGUUUCCCUCCGGGCAGAGGUUGCGACACUUCGGAGCCGGAACGAGGAGCUUUGCCUGCGAAACCAGCGCCUGGAGGUCAUGGCGGCGAACUUCCUUAUUAUGCAGAAUGUACCGAUGCCCGUGACGGUUCAGCCGCCAUCGACACCAUCUCCGUCUGUCUCAGCUCGUCGAGUUAUGGCCUCUUCUCCGCGCAGCGAUGGACUCAUCCGCCACCGGAGUGCUCCAGUGAGCGCCGAGGCUUCUUCGCCCUGCAGCGACAAGCUUCUCCGGCCCGAUGCCGGGGCAAACCCCGAGGA
Molecule: messenger RNA, 1592 nt
Organism: Symbiodinium necroappetens
Lineage: Eukaryota; Dinophyceae; Suessiales; Symbiodiniaceae
Source: the annotation of a GenBank genome assembly